Messenger RNA from Anopheles funestus (African malaria mosquito), 2688 nucleotides. RefSeq names its product glycine receptor subunit alpha-2-like. The transcript is spliced from 10 exons. Bases 1276 to 2688 code for a protein of 470 amino acids. Gene Ontology annotation, molecular function: transmembrane signaling receptor activity; neurotransmitter receptor activity; extracellular ligand-gated monoatomic ion channel activity. Gene Ontology annotation, cellular component: synapse; neuron projection; membrane. Gene Ontology annotation, biological process: chloride transmembrane transport; nervous system process; regulation of membrane potential. NCBI's taxonomy places the organism in Eukaryota, Metazoa, Arthropoda, Insecta, Diptera, Culicidae. The record is from RefSeq and is a predicted model, not a curated record.
UCACGUCAGCCUCCGGUUAUGGAUGGUACCGGGGCUUGGCGUACAUCCAAACACCUUGUCAGGGUAAGUAGCCGUCAUUUAUACCGUUUCCGUUUCCGCAAAGAAGGCAAACACUUGCUUGCCAUACGGAUGUUUAACUAGUUGCCCAUCCCACGUGGUGACGGCGUGAGAUGGUGAAGAAAGGGGAGACGACCACCUGCAUGUAUUAUGGGGUAGCCGUAAAAGCUACAGAGAGCCAACCCCGUACGUCAUCGUGGUGUUUUGUUUUCCAAUACCUUCGCAAGAGGAACGGCUUGUAGUAAAUAGUGUGAAGCUACAAGUAAACUGCACAAAGCUCACCAACCGCAACAAGGCGUCUUACACAGUCGAACACAGUGUGGCCCGGUGUUCGUGUGACCAUGUGCUACAUACACCGAAAAAAGUAAUGAUUCCGUUGCGUGUCAUCGUUUCAUUUCUGCCCUCUACCCUGUUUGUUGUCUUACAAGGCUCCGCGCCUAAGGAAACCCGCACCGUAAGCGGGGCGUGAACAUAAACCCUGUUCCCUGGCACGCCUGGGAGGAGAGCUGGUAGUAGCUCAGCGCUUGCACUAAGACUGCUUUCAAGUUUAUGAGCUCGCUAUUAUUGAUUAAAUUAAAGCGAAUAAAAAAGCACCCACCACGGGCGCACGAAUAUUCAUAACGGCUUGAAUGAAUGAGCUGAACACACUACUUUCGUAACACGCACCCUGUCGCAUUCGAAGGUGGUAUAAGCUUUCUGGUGUGGUUUUUUAGUUGUGAAUCUGAAUUCAUCGAUUGUGCAACGCGCAACACCUACCAAACAAGGAAACUGCUCUAGCGCGUAGUAUAGUCUCCCUGUUUAAUGUACAUAUAGUGUGCUUUCGUCGUACAGAAUCAGUAUUACAUUAAAACCCAACGGUGCUGAGUGAGUGGAAGUGGCAAAGCUUUGGACUUGUGCGUAUCCUUUGAAAGCAACAGAAAAAAAACACAUACCUACACACAAUUCAAACGGUGAAUCGAACUGGACUUUUAAAGCAUGCCAUUCAGGACACGUGCUACGGUGCGAGCUUUGGGUGAACAAUAGGAAAAGAAAAGUUUUAUCGAUUCCUGAUGAUGGCGUCGCUGCAAAUGGAUCGUGUAGUGAACUGAGCGUGCUUUGUCUUGAGGAUCUUGAGACCAAAAACUCGUACAGGUCUCGCGUUAUAUUAUCGGACAUCCUACUUCAAACGUUCGAGAGUGAGAUGUGAAGCAUGAAUGUGACCUACAGCAUACAACGACUAUGCGUUGCAUUUACAUAGUGAGUUUGAUUUGGGUUUUCGAAUUAUGUCUCCCCGCGAGGACGGCCACUACCAAUUAUCAAUAUCAACAAGGCAUCGAGUACGAUAAAAACGUGAAGCCAGGCACCCUCACCGAUGUAUCCGUAUCGCUGUACAUUAAUCGAAUAUCAGGCGUGGAUGAAAACAAGGAAGAAAUAUCCUUCGAUGUCUUCCUUCAAAUCACAUGGGAAGAUCUCAGAAUCCAGCCAGUCGUGGCGAACAUGGUGGGCGAAUACGUAGAUCUGACCAAGGCCGACCGGGACAUGAUAUGGGUUCCUGAUCUUUACAUACGACAGCUACGGGAAAUGAAGAUGCUAACUUUAUUUGAAGAAAUAUCCAGUUUGCGAUUGUAUGAAAACAGCACCAUAAGCUUAAGCAUAGGAGCCACCAUCAUCAUUAAAUGUGACAUGGACUUUGUGCUUUACCCAUUGGACGUACAAAGGUGUCCUGUCGAUUUCAGCAGCUAUAAAUAUCCAGUAAAAGAUUUAAGGUUCCGCUGGCGAUCGGAAAAUGCGCUUUCUUUCCCAAAUGACUUUGGUGAUGGAUUUUUUCGGCUUCCAAAAUAUGUGGUUUCAUUUUACACCGAGCAGGAGUCACAGAUAGUUAAUUACAGCGAUGAUAAUCAUAGUUCAGCUAGAUUAGAAAUAACCCUAUCGAGGGAAGUAAAGAGUUACCUGUUGGAGAACUAUCUUCCAUCCACGUUAUUCGUUUCCAUAUCAUGGGGCUCCUUCGUUGUCGUUCCAGAAAUCGUACCAGGACGGAUGGUGCUGUUAGUUACCACACUGUUAUCAUUGAUCACGAUGUUCGAUACGGUGCGGAAUAAUUCACCGGAUGCGUUGGAACUGAAGUGCCUUGAAGUGUGGCUCAUAUCCUGCACUUUGUUUGUGUUCUUUGCGCUAAUGGAGUACUUCAUUGUGCUGUUCGGUAUUAGAUACGACAAGCACUGGCGAGUGGCCAAGGCUCAGCAUGCCUCGUCGAUACCCCCUUCCAUAACACUGCAAUCAGCAGUGACGCUGGCCCAAACCACGAUGGAUACGUCGAUAAACUCCGCUACGUUUCAGCGUGAAAAUGGGCUUGAGCACACUACGCUGAAGGUUUCUGGCAGUAACAAGGUUCAACCGCACGAUCACAAUAGCAAGACAGCAUCGGCUUCUCUUAGUAAUAUACAAGACACUGUACAAAGUGCCCAGAAAGUCUCGUCAGUGAUGACACGGAAAAGGUUUCGCAACGUCGCGGAUGUAGCACUUCUGUACGCGGGUUCUCAGCGCGGCCGGUUGGAUCAGCUUUCUUUGAUUAUUUUCCCUCUCAGCUUUCUAAUAUUCACCAUUUCAUAUUGGACCAUGUACUUAACAGAAUCUAAAAAAAAUUUUAAGUAA